Monosiga brevicollis MX1 is the source of this 1398-nucleotide messenger RNA. RefSeq lists its product as uncharacterized. The record is from RefSeq and is a predicted model, not a curated record. NCBI's taxonomy places the organism in Eukaryota, Choanoflagellata, Craspedida, Salpingoecidae. Gene Ontology annotation, molecular function: sulfotransferase activity. The transcript has 9 exons. Bases 1 to 1224 code for a protein of 407 amino acids.
AUGGGAGGGGUAAAAGAGCGAAAAGAAGGAGCAACUUGUUGCAGUCAAGCCGUGACGCCUCCAAGAAAACCCCACUCCUUCCAAUUCAUUCCCCGCCGCCGUUCUCUCUCUCUCUCUCUCUCUCUCUCUCUCUCAAACUCUCAAACUCUCUCUCUCUCUCUCAAACUCUCUCUCUCUCUCUCAAACUCUCUCUCUCUCAAACUCUCUCAAACUCUCUCAAACUCUCUCAAACUCUCUCAAACUCUCUCAAACUCUCAAACUCUCUCUCUCAAACUCUCUCAAACUCUCAAACUCUCUCUCUCAAACUCUCUCAAACUCUCUCAAACUCUCUCAAACUCUCUCUCUCUAACCAAACUCUCUCGUGGCACGACGUCCCUUUUCCACUACCUGACGCAUCACCCUGAGACGAGAACCAACAUUAAUGGCACAAAGGAGUUUCACAUUCUUCACCACGGUGGCACUCUUGAAGACUACAAUGCACAUUUCCCCACGCCGUCGCCAUUCCAAACCGACGCCGCAGCAACACCCCUGUGCGUGGACGGCUCGGUGUCAUCGCUCAUCAGCCACGCCGCGCCGCGCCGCCUGCAUGACUGGUGUGGAUCAAAGGUCAAGCUGAUCGCCGUACUACGCGAGCCUGUCACACGAAUCGCCUCCACGUUUUUAAUGCGCCAACGCUUGGGCAUCAAGUCUGUCCAUCCCGGGACCCCGUUUGGCCCUUGGUUGCACAAGGAGUUGAACCGUUUUCGACAGCAGGAACGAGCCUGGCCCACUUGGGUUCAGGAAGAUCAAGGUGUUGUAGCGCACCUGCAUCAGUAUGAGAACGAAGCACACCGCCAGUUAUUCACCCAUGGACCCCAUGACUCGCGCUUCAAAAUAGAACUGUUUGAGCAAGCUGAUAACGUCAUUUACGAUGGGUUGUACGCCUUUCAUUUGGAACGCUGGUUCAAAGUGUUCCCUCGCGACAACUUCCUCAUCCUCUUUUACGAUGAGCUUUUUGCCAAUGGCAACGCUACCGUGGCUGGAUUGGAGAGGAUUUAUCGCUUCCUCGGCCUGCCCACGUUACCACCGUCUGAUUUGCAACAGAUCGUCAGGGUCCACUACAACACACGACUGGACGAUCACCACGCACAUCCCGAGCUGAGUGAUUACCGCGGGGUCGCUUGCAGCACCCUUCGCGCCAUUGCGAGAGGGCAAGAAAAACUCAAAAAGGAAAGCAAAACCUAACGCUUAACCAUGAUAAAGUCGGGUAAAUACGAGAAAUAAGGGGGAAAAAAAUUGUUUAUCAUCAGAAGUCGUGGUUGCACGCUUCUGGUCAUCUCAUUAAAAGCUGGUGUGCUUGACAACCGUAGGAGCUUUACCGGCCACACAACGUUGCCUUGCACGCCCUGCUCGGACGUG